AUGGCUCGAAGCAGCGCCUUUAGGACUCUGGCGGCGGCAUGCGUCUUUUUGCUGGCGGCCUGUGCGGCGGCGUCGCAGAUCAAGGGGGCCCCGGCAGCUGUCGAGAGUCUAAGCCUGGAGGAGCUUGAUGGCCAGCUUCAGACAUGUCCCGUUAUCCAGGAGCUCAACGCCGCCAAGCGCGCCCAUUUCGAGACUGCGCCGUCGUCCUUCACAACGAAGCUCUUCUCCGUGCUCUUCCCCGGCUCGCCCGCAGUCAAUGCGCUCCUCGCCACGCUGUACAUAUCCGGCCCGCCCAACUUCCUGCUGGCCCUCGUCCCGACCAACAUCGACCCGUCCUCUCUGUCCGUCAUGGUGGCCUUUGCCGUGGGAGGACUGCUGGGAGACACGCUGUUCCACUUGCUGCCGGAGAUCUUUGUCGGGGAGGACGAGCCGGAUAGGGCCAGGUUUGUGCUUGUCGAACCAAACCGCAACCUCAUUCUCGGAUUUGGCAUUCUGGUUGGCUUCAUGACGUUUGUGGCUAUGGACAAGGGCUUGCGGAUUGCGACUGGCGGCGCUGGACAUGACCAUUCACAUGGACAUUCUCAUGAUGAGGGGCAUGCUAAGAAUACAGAUGUCGGCAUCUCCACUGGAGCAGACACUCACAAGAACGAGGCCAAGUCUCGCAAGACAAAGAAGGGUGACAAGAAGAGCCAGGCCGACGAGCAGUCGCAGCCCAAGGAGAUCAACCCCAGCGUAAAGCUGGGAGGCUAUCUCAACUUAAUCGCCGACUUCACCCACAACAUCACCGACGGCCUCGCCAUGUCCGCCAGCUUCUACGCCUCCCCCACCAUCGGCGCAACCACCACCGUCGCCGUCUUCUUCCACGAGAUCCCCCACGAGGUCGGCGACUUCGCCCUCCUCGUCCAGUCCGGCUUCUCCAAGCGCGCCGCCAUGGCCUCCCAGUUCGUCACCGCCAUCGGCGCCUUCAUGGGCACCCUCAUCGGCAUCGCCGUCCAGGAGUUCGGGUCCGGCCCCGGCGGCGACGGCGAGCUCAUGCCCCGGAAUGCGGGGCUCUGGGGGACAAGCCUUACAUGGGGUGACAUGUUGCUGCCCUUUACUGCCGGAACCUUUUUAUACGUCGGCACCGUCGCCGUCAUCCCGGAACUGCUAGAGACGGGCCCAAACAAGAUGCUGGAGCUGCGGAAGACACUGACACAGUUCACAGCCGUUGCUGUCGGCGCGGGCAUCAUGUUGUACAUAUCAUGGCAUGAGCUAUCCCUCCUCCUAAUCCGGUAUGCCAUCCAACAAUGAAACAGCCCUACCAUCCCAUCUAUACAAAUAAAUUCAUGGUGCCUAACCCAUGAGCGAAGAAAGAAAGAACAAAAACGUCGGUAUCUUGAAAGACAAGAGGAAACAAAUAACUGAAAUGAAUAUGAUGAGCAAGCCAUUGGGGAAUCUCCCGUGUGUGCCAAAACCCUCCGUUCAUAAUCCCAUCACUAUCAAACUCCACAGGUCUCAUUUCAAUGGACAUGUUACUUUUUUUGUAUGCUUCUUUUUUUUUCGAGCUUGAAUUUUCCCGGUAUAAUCAUUGGUGGUAUCAUUUGGUAUCGUCUCAUUCAUGCGUGCAUCCUUAAUCUUGGAAGAACUUGAUGACUUGCUGCAAAUCUCUCAAGCCGACGCCGUGCUUGGGGUAACAAAUGUAAACCUCUUCACCCAGGGCACCAAACUUUGAUCGGAAGCCAGCCUUUCUGCGCAGCCCAAGACUCUCGACAAUGGAGCGAUAGGUGGUGGCAAGGAACUUGGCUCGAAUGCCGUGAAGGUGCUCACCAGGAGUCAGCUUCUCCGACACACCAACACCGAAUGUCACCUGGCCGGUGACGCACGACAGCGCGUGCUCAAUGAGCACCUCGAUGGCGCCGUUGACGGCUCCGGGGAAGUCCAGAGCCCACUUAACCUGCCAGCCGUGGCGGGG
This is a messenger RNA of Trichoderma virens Gv29-8, 1951 nucleotides long. RefSeq lists its product as uncharacterized. The record is from RefSeq and is a predicted model, not a curated record. Gene Ontology annotation, cellular component: membrane. NCBI's taxonomy places the organism in Eukaryota, Fungi, Ascomycota, Sordariomycetes, Hypocreales, Hypocreaceae. The transcript has 5 exons. The coding region runs from base 1 to 1290 and encodes 429 amino acids. Gene Ontology annotation, biological process: intracellular zinc ion homeostasis; zinc ion transmembrane transport. Gene Ontology annotation, molecular function: zinc ion transmembrane transporter activity.